Gopherus flavomarginatus (Mexican gopher tortoise) is the source of this 4131-nucleotide messenger RNA. RefSeq names its product solute carrier family 40 member 1 (gene SLC40A1). Gene Ontology annotation, molecular function: peptide hormone binding; iron ion transmembrane transporter activity. The transcript is spliced from 8 exons. Bases 245 to 1984 code for a protein of 579 amino acids. Gene Ontology annotation, cellular component: basolateral plasma membrane. NCBI's taxonomy places the organism in Eukaryota, Metazoa, Chordata, Testudines, Testudinidae. The record is from RefSeq and is a predicted model, not a curated record. Gene Ontology annotation, biological process: iron ion transmembrane transport.
GGCGCUGGUAGCAGCGGCCGCAGGAGCUGGGCGGUGGGGUGGGACUGUUCCCGGUGGAGCGCAGCCCCGACAGCCGCCGCGCAUAAGGCUAUCGCUUCCCAACUUCAGCUACAGUGAUAGCUAAGUUGGGAAAUUCAAACAUUCAGAGAAGCCGUGUCGCCUCCUGCUCCCCGCGCGUCCCCUCCUCGGCAGCGGCUGGGGCACAGGACUGGCAGCGCGAGCAGGAAUCGGGGCGCAAGCGGACAUGACUCGGGCUGCAGAGCAGACAAGCGGCGCAGGAUGCUGUGGAUCCUGUGUCAAUUAUUUUACAUCUGCAAAGUUUCUUCUUUAUCUUGGACAUGCACUGUCCACCUGGGGAGAUCGGAUGUGGCACUUUGCAGUGUCUGUCUUUCUGGUUGAACUUUAUGGAAACAGCCUACUCUUGACUGCUGUCUAUGGACUGGUUGUGGCAGGAUCAGUUCUCCUUUUGGGAGCCAUUAUCGGAGAUUGGGUGGACAAGAACUCAAGGCUUAAAGUGGCUCAGACUUCCUUGGUUGUACAGAAUGCAUCUGUCAUCCUGUGUGGUAUCAUCCUGAUGAUUGUCUUCUUGUUUAAAACCCAACUUUUGACCUUAUACUCUGGAUGGCUUCUUACCACGUGCUAUAUCCUGGUUAUCACAAUUGCAAAUAUUGCAAAUUUGGCCAGCACUGCCACAACAAUCACAAUUCAGAGAGACUGGAUUGUUGUGGUUGCAGGUGAAGACAGAAGCAAAUUGGCAGAUAUGAAUGCCACAAUACGAAGAAUUGACCAGCUGACCAAUAUCUUGGCCCCAAUGGCAGUUGGCCAAAUAAUGACCUUUGGCUCAGCAGUGAUUGGCUGUGGCUUCAUUUCUGGCUGGAACCUGUUGUCUAUGUGUUUGGAAUAUCUGCUGCUCUGGAAAGUCUACCAGAAAACCCCUGCUCUAGCUCUCAAAGCUACUUCAAAAAUUGAGGAAUCGGAGCUGAAACAACUGAAUGUACAGAAAGAUAGCGAAUUGAAGCCCACUGAAGGAGUCCAGUUAAUUGGUGAGAAAGAUGUAGCAGUCUUUGAGCCCCAUCAGGAGAAGGAAAUCAGCUGUAGUGGCCGGAUUGCUGAACCUUUCAUCACAUUUCGUGAUGGAUGGGUUGCAUACUACAACCAACCUGUGUUUCUUGCAGGCCUGGGUCUCGCAUUCCUCUACAUGACCGUUCUGGGCUUUGAUUGCAUUACUACAGGUUAUGCAUACACUCAGGGUUUGAGUGGUUCUGUGCUAAGCCUUCUGAUGGGGGCCUCGGCCAUAACUGGAAUCAUGGGAACAGUAGCCUUUACCUGGCUCCGUCGCAAAUGUGGCCUAGUUCGCACAGGCUUCAUCUCUGGAAUAGCCCAGAUUGCCUGCUUGGUCUUAUGUGUGAUUUCUGUGUUCAUGCCUGGAAGUCCUUUGGAUUUGACUGUUUCCCCAUUUGCUGACAUCCGUACCAGGUUAAUGGAAGGACAACCAUUGCCUACUGCACUUCCAGCUGAUAUGUCUGAAAUAUCCCUUACAACUGGAAUGCACAACUGGUUAAACAGGUCUAGCUCUGUUAACAGAGACCUAGAGAUGAGUUUUGACUCUGUGCCUUUAAUCUCUGUUAGUCUUCUGUUUGCAGGAGUCAUUGCUGCUAGAGUUGGCCUCUGGUCCUUUGAUUUGACUGUCACACAGUUGCUCCAAGAAAAUGUGAUAGAGUCUGAAAGAGGCAUUAUAAACGGUGUCCAGAACUCCAUGAAUUACCUUCUUGAUCUGCUGCAUUUCAUCAUGGUCAUCCUGGCCCCCAACCCUGAAGCUUUCGGCUUACUGGUGCUUAUUUCUGUGUCCUUUGUUGCAAUGGGCCACAUAAUGUACUUCCGAUUUGCCCAAAAAACCUUGGGGAAUCAGCUCUUUGCUUGCUGUGGUCUUAAAUCCAAAGCCGUUUCUAACGAUUCACCACCUAGUAAUACAUCCACUGUUUAGGGGGGUCUCAAACUAUUGCCACUCCCUGUUUAAUUAUAAUUCAAGUAUGCAGUUAGAUGCUUCAAAGUAGCCAUAAAGGGCAAAGUAAGGUGUUUCUCUACAGUCUAACAGUCAUAGUACACUCGCUUCAAGGGAGACCUCCAAACCAGAUAAGAAACUUGGCCAAAUUCAUCCAUAUGUUUCAAGUUUGGGUUACAAGGAAAUUACUCUGAUGCUAAGUUGAAGGUUUAAACUGAAUCACCAAAAUAUGUAGUGUAGGAAUGCAACUAUUUUAUCAUAAUUGUAAUUUUUAAUUUCUUCCAUUUUAACCAUGAUGAAGCCUAUGGCCUCACUGGCAUAAAUACAUACAGUACUCUUUAGCUGACGUACAUGUGUAGUCUUCACCUGACUUUAGAGCAAUUAUUUGCCCAUUGAGCAAUAUAGUUCAUGUUUGUUAGCUUGAGUAAAACUUGUUUUAUCUUUUUGUUGGUUUUUCCCCUUUACAUAAAUGUUGUGGUUUCUGCCUAUAUGCUGCUCCAGUUAAGAGAACUGGAUUCUUUUUCUAAACUGGCUGAAAUGUUAUACUAACAAACAAGUUGCGAGUACUGUGUAUUUUAAUUUUAUUUUAAAGUUCUGAUGUUUGUCUAAAAUCUGACAUUUGCCUAAAAUAUCUCUUUGCCUUUGUCUGGUUUUGAUUAACUUUAGAGAAACACCUUUGCAGGUUUAGCUUAUACUAUUCUAUAGUAUGUAUAAGUUCAAAAUAUUGUAUUACAUGUAUGUAGCACUUCAUAAAAUUAAGUACAAUAUAACCAAGUAAGCCAAAGCUAUAAAUGUAAUGUAGUAUUGUAAAGCAAAGCUUUUUCUAUUAAAGCACACCAAAUGUGCUAAAGAAGGUUUGACAGAGCAGAUAAUGUUAAGGGUCAUGAGUUUGGAUAUAGAAAGAUAGGCUAAGGGCUAAAUCUACUGGUUGCCUUUCUGAAAAUUAUCAGAAUGUGAGCAGCUUGAGUUUCAUUUUAAUCUAAUGCCAUUGCUUUAAGAAACCCCAACAUCAGCCUGGUGUAUUAGAAAAUUACUAAUCCAGGCUAAACUAAACAUAAAGGACAAUUUAAAAUAUUUUAUGAACAUUGAUACAUCUUUUUAAAUUCUCUUGUAAAACAUCAUACACUUUUUUAAAUUACUAGAAACUUGUAUUUUUAAACAUCUGUAAAACAAAAACAAGCUGUGACCGUUUGGCCCUUUUAAAGCAAUUUUGGGGAGAACAGUGGAGAGUGACCUUUUUUCUUAAAGGAGUCAUUUUUCAAUGUGCAGUUAUGGACAGCUUUUUAUAUUAACCAUUUAUGCACUUUUGUGGCAACUGCAGUAAUGUUGCUUUAGUAUUCAAAGUUUCCUAUGGUAUGACUUUUUUAAAACAAUAUUAAGAAGUCUGUGUAAAAUGUUUGAAAAAAUAUAACUUUUUUCACUUUUUUGUACUGUCUUUUUCAAAAAGCCUUAUGUGUUGGCCAACUUCAACCUUGAUGUAAGCAGGCACAACUCCAUUGAAACUAUUGGUGUUUACACCAUGGCUGAAUCUGGGUCACUUUCCUCAAAAUUGUGAUAACUUGUAUUUCUAUUUUAAAUAGAAUGUAAAAAAUUUAGUAUUUGUUUCUGACCAAUAUUUUUCUGAAAAAAUCUGAAGUGAAUGCAUGAGGAACCCAUAUCAAAUCUCAACUUUAAAUGAAGUAGCAACCCUCAAAAUUCAGUAAAUGCUUGUAACAACAAUCCCUCCCCCCUUUUUUUUUCUUCAUAUAAAGGAUCAACAUUAAUCAUUGAUUCUUUACUGAAUGGCACUCAGGGACUCUUUCAUUAGAUUUAUAAUUGUUCCUACUUUCCAACAAAGAAUCUGGUUUUGCACUGUAAUGAAAGUCACAUUUAUUUAAAAAAAAAAAAUUAACAACAAUCAGUGGCUCAAUCCUGGGGCAUAAAUUUCCUUCAGGAGUUGUUUUGCCAUCAACAGAACUUUGUCAGGCAAGAAAUUAAAUCAGAUCUUGUUUGUGUGGACUGUCUAAUCAUGUUUUAUAGAAUGGAUACUUAUCAUGUUUGACAUUGAAGACAAUGGAUUUAUACUAAAGAUGAACGUCCACUUGGGGCAGUGGGCUAAACAAUAAAACUUAGAUCUCUGAAUUGCUAAA